Molecule: messenger RNA, 330 nt
Organism: Rhodotorula toruloides NP11
Lineage: Eukaryota; Fungi; Basidiomycota; Microbotryomycetes; Sporidiobolales; Sporidiobolaceae
Exons: 2
Coding region: 1-330 (109 amino acids)
Biological process (GO): protein insertion into mitochondrial outer membrane; mitochondrial outer membrane translocase complex assembly
Cellular component (GO): mitochondrial outer membrane
Source: RefSeq, a predicted model, not a curated record
AUGACGAGCCGUCGACGAACCUCCCUCUCGACCCUCUCGACGGCGUCAUCAUCCCCCUCUGGCCCCGCCGACUCGGACGACAGCGACUCGGACGCGUACAGCGACUCGUCGUGGAACACGGAGCAGGAGGAGCUCGAGGCGCAGCUGCAGUGGGAGGAGAGCGUCCGUCAACUCCAGGCGCUCGUCAACCUCGUCGCCGUGCCGUGGGUCUCGCGGUACUUUGGCAGGAAGUGGGCGUAUUGGCUCUUCGAGCGGUAUCUCGACAUCGGGCUAGGGAAACGGUUCUGGCUUGGCCCGCUCUCGACCUACGCACCUCAAGCAUGGCGGUAG